Messenger RNA from Rhipicephalus sanguineus (brown dog tick), 1368 nucleotides. Its product is annotated as mitochondrial ribosome-associated GTPase 1-like. Gene Ontology annotation, molecular function: GTPase activity. Bases 23 to 562 code for a protein of 179 amino acids. The record is from RefSeq and is a predicted model, not a curated record. The transcript has 5 exons. Lineage: Eukaryota; Metazoa; Arthropoda; Arachnida; Ixodida; Ixodidae. Gene Ontology annotation, cellular component: mitochondrion.
UUGACGCGAAAUCACCACACGCAUGCAGAUCAGCGAGGACCCACUGAUGUAUCUGCUGGACACGCCUGGCAUUUUGAGUCCUGCCACUAAUGACCCCCAAACUGCGCUGCAGUUGGCACUGUGCGGGAUCCGAGAGAGUGCAUCGGCCAACAGUAGUUUCUUUCCUGGGACAAACUGCAAGAUUCGAAUUCCUCCGCCCUUCUUUUCAACAAUGACCAGCGGACUCAUCCACUCUGCCGGUUCCUCCAUCUUCACGAUGAUGCCUUCGGCCUCCAUGCGCUCCAGUUCCUCGCGCAAAGGGACCUGCCUCGCUUACGUCGACUACUUGGGGCUAGAUGAACCGUGCGAAGACAUCCGACUCGUCCUGUACAAGACGGCACUCAACAUGCGUGCUGUAAACAAAGUGCGCACCUACGAAGGAUGGAGCCUGCGCCCCAACCAGGAGGCAGCGGCGGUUAACCUCAUUCAGGGCUUUCGGCGGGGUCUUCUCGGCAGGAUCACGUUCCUGCCAGAUUCAGGAAACAGCAUGCUGGAUGCUGCAAGGCAACCCAGUGCUGCAUAGCAGCUUAGCUAGGUGUGAACUCGAAAACACUCUGCGUCAUCGCAGAUUCUUUCUGCAAACCCACAGCCCCUUCACACUAGUACGGGGGGGGGGGGGGCGCCCACGAGAACUGUGCCCCAGAUUAGAGAGUUGACAGCAUAAAGGAAAAUCCAGCGGAUCAGAUUUCUUCUACCGUGGGCAAAUUCAUAGUGUCAAACCCCCCAGCAAACAAGCAUCCAGUUCAAGUUCCAGUGUCCUUGUUUGCUGCAAGGCUCGUUUAACAUCUCACCGUUUUAGGGCACGAAAGCCCACCUAUAGAAGUCGCUGCCAUGUUCGGCCUGCUGGAGCCUUCGACUGGACAACACAGGCGCAUCUGCAUUGGUCUGAAGAUGGAACCCAGCUUGUCCCAUAAUCGUCUUGUUUUCGUCUACUGCAGGUCUUUCACUUUAUGAGUGCAUAGUAUCAACUGGCCCGGCUUAUUACGUUGUUACUUCAAAGAUGAUGUUUAUCUGCAUUAUUACCUGGAAACAUGUGGGAAGAGAGGCAAUCUGUGCCUUUGUCGAAGAUGGCAGCACUCUGGACGCAUGGAGAACAUCGCUGUGCAUGUGACGGUAACAUAGUAGGAAGCUGUUCCUACAGUGCAGUAGUCAACUAGUCGUGACUGCAAUUUUGGAUGCACCACUUGUGCUCAUGUGAACACGAUUGGUGCUGCACCUCCAUGGUAUGGCAAUUGCCGGCUCCCGAGCAAGGCAAGGUAGCUCUGGGAAGUGAGACAUGGUGCUAUAGUUUUGCAAAGAGGGGAUCAUUAUGAAAUAGGUUCUAAAUAG